Messenger RNA from Peronospora farinosa, 1065 nucleotides. NCBI's taxonomy places the organism in Eukaryota, Oomycota, Peronosporomycetes, Peronosporales, Peronosporaceae. The record is from the annotation of a GenBank genome assembly.
AUGUGGAGCAUUAAUACCGUGGCGCUCGCGCUUGUAAUGCUCAUCGGGUUUUUGUCAGUUUGUGUCUCCACUCUUCUUAUGCUUUUUGGUCAUGGAAUAGCUAAGCAGAACACGCGGCGUGGGGCUCCACACACCUCGUCACACCAGGAAUUUCUGCUUACUCAUGUGCAUGCUGGAAUUGAGGAAUCAGGUCUAAUGGAGAGAAUCAGACCGAAUGGAGAAAUCGUGCGACUGUUCUACCGCUUUUGGCUGCCUAGAGAUCUGGACAAUGCUAAAGAUGCAAAAGCAGUGGUGGUUGCAUUGCAUGGUAUCAACUCCCAUAGCGCCCGUAACAACAAGUUUAUGGUUGAGGUACUGCAACACGGUUUCCUGGUAGCAGGAAUGGACCACGAGGGAAUGGGAAGAAGUGAUGGUAGACAUGGAUACUUUUCAAGUGUACAUACAUUGGUAGACGAUGCCAUCGCCUUUGUAGACUUAGUCAAAGCCAAAUAUCCUCGAAAGAAAGUCUUUUUAUUCGGAGCGUCGCUGGGUGGGUUAAUCAUUCUGCAUGCGCUCAGUAAAGGCGGCCCGAAGCUUGUUGAUGGAGCUAUUGUCUUGUGUCCGGCUAUUGAGAUUCACGAGGCAUCGCGACCAUCCCAUCUGAUGGAAGCCAUCGGCAGAUUGUUGCACAAGUACACGCCCAAAUUGCCGCUGGUGAAGGCAAAUAGUGGCAAGAACAAUUCUCCAGAGGUUGCGGCUAUUGCAGAUGCAGAUAAACAGGCUGAUCCUUUGUACUAUCCUGGCAAGAUGCGUAUUGGCACGGGACUAGCUCUGCUAGAAGGCAUCGUGAGCAUCCAAGACAAAUUGCAGCUGAUCGAGACACCAUAUCUUCUGCAGCAUGGCACGGCAGAUAGAGCUUGCAGUGUCACCGGUUCAGCGGCACUCCACCUGAAAACGCGCAGUGCCGACAAGACCUUCAAGACUUACGAAGGAGGACACCAUGAUUUGGCUAGCGAGCCACCUCACAUCCGUAAUGCUGUUGUGCACGACUUUGUGGUUUGGCUAGAAGACCAUUCCAAGCUAUAG